AUGCUCCAGCAGUUGGAAAGGACUGUAACUGAGGGAUUUCGUAUGUUCAAUAUCAGAGAGCCUACCCAGCUGCUGCCUAGUAUCGUAGAUCGAGGGUCUAUGAAAAGGGAGACUAGCUCUUUUGUUAAGGACACAGAAAUACAUGGGAGGAAAGAAGAAGGGGAGGAGUUAGUCAAGCUGUUGAUAUCUUCUGAUGCUAAGCAGGUUGAAGGAGGAUACGCAGCUUGCGUUUCGAUAAUUGGUCAUGGAGGAAUUGGUAAGACGACUCUCGCUCAAUUUGCAUACAAUGAUAAGAGGGUAGUGCAACACUUUGAUGUUAGGAUGUGGAUUUUUGUUUCUGUUGACUUCAACAUCACAAAGAUCAUGAAAGGAAUUAUUGAAUCUGUAACAAAGAGUAAGUGUGAGAUCACCGGGAUUGACGAACUUCAGUCUCAGGUUUGGAAUUCCCUGCACAAGAAAAAAUUUCUCCUCGUGUUAGAUGAUGUAUGGACUGAAGAUCCGGAUGAUUGGGAAAAGCUAACACCUUUGUUUAGAGAGGGAGUUGAUGGAUGCAAGAUCGUUGUCACCACUCGCAGCAGAAAGAUCCCGUUGAUGAUGGGCAGCUCAAUUCAGUAUCAGUUGAACGGUUUACCGUUUGGUGAUUGCUUGGCUUUGUUUAAUCAAAGGGCUUUUGGAAGAGGAGAAGAAGAAAAGUAUCCACACCUUGUUCUGAUUGGGAAGCAGAUUGUCAAAAAAUGUGGAGGGUUGCCAUUAGCAGUAAAAAGCUUGGGAAGUGUACUGCGCUUUAAAUGA
This is a messenger RNA of Malus domestica (apple), 792 nucleotides long. The record is from RefSeq and is a predicted model, not a curated record. Lineage: Eukaryota; Viridiplantae; Streptophyta; Magnoliopsida; Rosales; Rosaceae.